AGGAUGUAUUUGAAGCAUUCUAUGAGAAGGAUCUUGCAAAAAGGCUACUGUUGAAGACCGAGUGUGGAAGCCAAUUUACCAACAAAAUUGAAUCAUUCAAGAGGGUUGCUAUGGCUGUUGCCCCAUCACGACUUGGCACCUUUAUGGGGCCAAGACCCUUACCUGGUUCACUUGAGGCUCUUACUUUGGCACCAUGGAUUUGCAGGAGCUAUGGGACCCAUACUGGUGAUGAUGGCUCAUUGUCAGACCUGCCCAAUAAACCUCCCUAUAGAUGUAUCAAGUGCUGGUUAGAUGACAGGAAAAGGAGAGGAAAAUUCCGCAGACAAAAUUACACGGAAAGAAAAAAAAGUCGAAGACCACUAUGAGGAGAUGAAAGGGGAAGAUAAAGCAUUCCGCUGCCUCACCCAUUAUCCCAAAAAAAUUUGUAAACAUUGUGGUAAUGGGUUUCAAACCCCUGGUAAUCUUGGGGAUCAUCUUCAUGUUUGCCCG
Messenger RNA from Cornus florida, 489 nucleotides. RefSeq names its product homeobox-leucine zipper protein HOX33-like. NCBI's taxonomy places the organism in Eukaryota, Viridiplantae, Streptophyta, Magnoliopsida, Cornales, Cornaceae. The transcript has 3 exons. The coding region runs from base 111 to 365 and encodes 84 amino acids. The record is from RefSeq and is a predicted model, not a curated record.